This is a messenger RNA of Pseudozyma flocculosa PF-1, 1038 nucleotides long. RefSeq lists its product as uncharacterized. The coding region runs from base 1 to 1038 and encodes 345 amino acids. The transcript has 2 exons. The record is from RefSeq and is a predicted model, not a curated record. Lineage: Eukaryota; Fungi; Basidiomycota; Ustilaginomycetes; Ustilaginales; Ustilaginaceae.
AUGAGCGCCAACGCGAUGCAGACUCCUGGCUCGCCGGUCUCGGUCGUGUCUUUCGCGUGGAGCGACUUCACCAACUGGGUCCCCAAGGCUUCGGAGAACAACACGACGGUUCACCCUGCCAGCGCGACGCCCACUCCUGGCUCGCCGGCCUCGGGCGCGUCUUUCGCGUCGAGCGACUUCACCGACGUGGUCCCCAAGGCUUCGGAGAACAACACGACGGUCCACCCUGCCAACCCGACGCCCACUCCUGGCUCGCCGUUCUCGGGCGCGUCUCUCGCGUCGAGCGACUUCACCGACGUGGCCUCCAGGGCUUCGGAGGACAGCACGUCCGUCGAGGCUUAUAUCGCUAUGUACGCGAAGAUGCACAACAUCCCGAUGCCCAAAGAGCGCAAGCCUUGCCCGGGAUUCACCAUCACUCUCUCGAGGCCUCCGGCAGUCACGGGCGGAGAGACUCCCAGCUCCAGCGGCGAGACCGAUUCGACAAGUCCGGCUUCCAGCGACGACGGCCGCGCCCCCACGGUGAGCGAGCGGAUGACUUGGGUUUCUGAGUGGAGCGACGCCGGCGCUCCAAUCAGGAACCGACGCCGCCGUCCUCCUCCGCGAGGACCCCUAGUGCGCAAGCCGGUGCAGGCGGACAGAGACCGCCAACAGGCCGUCCCGGACACGAUGCGCCUCCUCUCGGACAUUGGAACGCUGCAGGAGCAGUUCGAGGCCGAGCGCGACAUCAACUCGGGCCACCGCAACAACCUGCAGAGCACCGUCAACACCCUCGUCGGCACGGUCACCACACUCGCCGGCAGCGUCAACGCACUCCACAGCACGGUCACCACGCUCCACGGCACGGUCGACACGCUUCACAGCACGGUCGACACGCUGCAGGGCACCCUCGACGCGCUCGUCGCCACUCACGAGGUCUGCUACGCUUUCAACAGGGAACGCAACACUUGCCCCCGCACUUGCAAGCGCCUCCACAUCUGCAACAUCUGCCGUGGUCGGCACCCCGAGACCAAGUGCGAGCAGCCCGGCGCGUCGCGCUGA